AUGUUUGUCGACCUCGGUGCCCAUUUCGGAGACGCCGUGCGCAACUUUCUCGGCCGCUGCAAGACCGAGUCGGAGUGCCAACUGCAGGAGCCAGUGCAGAUCCCAUGGUUUAUCGCUAGGGAGGACUUUGUCAUCUACAUGUUCGAAGCCGACCACAGAUUCACCCCGGAUCUGCAGAACUUGACCGCCGAGCUGGCCGAGUCGGAGCCGCCGAUAAAGGUAUGGCUCCGGGACGCUACUGCGGUCCACAAUCAGGAUGGCGACAUUGAUCUCUUUGUCGACGAGUGGAGCCAUGACAACGCUUACUGGGCGUCCAGCAUUCGCCCCUGGGAUGGCUGGGCCAUCCGCAGUGAUCCAGCUGUGCCGGUGCGGAAGGUCCAAGCUAUCGAUUUUGCACGCUGGCUGGAGCUGACGGCUCGCCCGGACGACUACGUAGUCGUCAACUUGGAUCUGGAGGGAGCCGAGUUCGUCAUCCUGCCGCAUCUGUGGGAAUCGCGUGCCUUUCGGCUCAUCGACAGCCUCUUGGUCCACUGGCACGACAACCAUAACGGAUUCAGUCCCGCCGAGAAAGAUGCCGCCAAGAUGGCUGUUGUCAACAUGAUCAAGGCAGGCGUCCACAUUCCGUACUUUUGACGAUUUGGUCACCUAGAAUCGAUUUUGGAGCAUCCUCGCCACGGGUGCAACAUCAACUGCACGCCGACUGCACACCGGCACUGCUUCCACAUCCGACACUCGCUCUGCCACUCAACACCAGCAGUCGUGGCGAUCAAGAGAGGGAUCGCAGCCGUCGCAUUCCAUCAAUCCAUUCCCAUCAAUCCAUUCUGCAAUCGCGGGAACGGCUCAGGUGCAUGCGCCGUGUUGGGUGUAC
This is a messenger RNA of Polychytrium aggregatum, 868 nucleotides long. RefSeq lists its product as uncharacterized. The transcript is spliced from 2 exons. The record is from RefSeq and is a predicted model, not a curated record. The coding region runs from base 1 to 633 and encodes 210 amino acids. Lineage: Eukaryota; Fungi; Chytridiomycota; Chytridiomycetes; Polychytriales.